AUGACCUCACCACUCAUCAUCAUCUCAUCUAAUAGGAAAUCAGAAAAAAAGAAGCCGCCACCGGUAUCUAAACCAAAUAAACCAGAAGUAGUGUACGACUGCAAACCAGACAUGUACGAGCGCGGGAUAGCUGCCGUGGACCCGUGCGACCCUGAGCAGUCGUACGCGCAGCCACGUGUCGUCAUCGUAGGUGCGGGCAUGGCUGGUCUCUCCACCGCCGCCAGGCUCGUAGACAAAGGCAUCACUAAUUUUGUUGUCCUCGAAGGCAAUGGAAGACCAGGUGGCCGCAUCCACUCGAGCUGGCUUGGCGACAUUGUAGCAGAGCUCGGUGCCCACUGGAAGCAGGAUAACUGCUCCACUCACCCUGUAUUCAACAUGUCCGCCACUGAGGACCCACCACGACCCGGAGUGCCAGCCGCCCUCCAUGCACGUGGACUAUUCAAUCGUGUCACCUGCGGCAGAAUGCCUUACCCACCAACGAUCGUUGCGUACCAGAAAUUUCGCCAAAUAGAACAAGAAGCCGCGGCCAUAUAUUGUCUCGGAGGCAACAAACAACAUGGAUCUCUCAUAAAUUUCUUGAGCUUACGAAUUCAACAGGAGUUACAUGAGUUUCCUGACGACCAACAACACGACGCAGCCCGAAUAAUGUUCGGAUUGAGCCACAUGCUGUGCGCCCGUUGCGGCGACGACACUGCCAUGCUCUGUGCCGAUAACACGGGCUGCUACAUGAACAUGCCUGGCGGGGAGGUUCGCGUCCCUCUAGGGCUCCUCGGCAUUCUAGCCCCAUUAAUGCGUACAAUUCCAGACGGCAAUAUAAAAUAUAACAAACGAGUGGGCUGUAUUUACUGGGGAACCUCUCAAAAAACUGGUUACAGAGCCAGUGUAAAGACCACUGACGGAGAAGAAUACCUAGCAGAUUAUGUUGUCAUAACGGUAUCACUUGGCGUUUUGGCUAAAAAUGCGGCAAAAAUGUUCUGUCCAGCACUGCCGGCGUCUAAAAUGGAUGCGAUACGAUGCCUUGGAUUCGGUUACUGCAAUAAAGUAUACAUGGAGUACUGUCGACCCUUUUGGUACUGGCAACGGACAAACUUAAAUUUCAAAUUCUAUUGUCAGGAACUGUGCAGUCGCUCUGAUUGGACUAGAGGAAUCACGGCUAUAGAAAUCGUACCUAAUAGCCAGCACGUGAUGUGCGCUUGGGUGAUAGGAGAGGAAGCUUCAAAUAUGGAACGCCUGUGCGAUAAAGAUGUAGCUGAAGGUAUAACAGACGUGUUACGUGUUGUGACUGGCUGUGGUGUGCCUUAUCCGUCGUCUAUAUUGAGGUCGUUUUGGGCAUCAGAUCAAUUUUAUCUAGGUGCUUAUUCUUGUGAGUUUGAGUGUACGAAUGGUGAUGCUCAGCGUGCAUUAGCCUGCCCACUGCCGGGGCCGAGUGAGCCAGUGCCACCUGUUCUCCUGUUCGCCGGGGAAGCUACUGUGCCGGGACAUUAUGCCACCGUGUCAGGGGCACGAAUAAGUGGCGUACGAGAAGCUGAGAGGAUUGUCCAAAUGACUGUAAAGUUCGAGGGGCCACCACUCCCUAUGAAAGAACCUGAGCUGAUAAAGAAGCCAGUUCCGAAGAGAUGCGUAGCUAAAAAUUAGAAUAUUCGAUUAGGAUUAGAAAUAUGUCUCUAAAAUUAGGUUGUGCUUUCUUUGUUACAUUUGCAAUGGAAUUCGAAUUUUGGUGGCAAUUAAAUUAUA
Messenger RNA from Pectinophora gossypiella (pink bollworm), 1734 nucleotides. RefSeq names its product peroxisomal N(1)-acetyl-spermine/spermidine oxidase-like. The transcript has 2 exons. Lineage: Eukaryota; Metazoa; Arthropoda; Insecta; Lepidoptera; Gelechiidae. The coding region runs from base 1 to 1635 and encodes 544 amino acids. Gene Ontology annotation, molecular function: polyamine oxidase activity. The record is from RefSeq and is a predicted model, not a curated record.